Molecule: messenger RNA, 879 nt
Organism: Lactuca saligna
Lineage: Eukaryota; Viridiplantae; Streptophyta; Magnoliopsida; Asterales; Asteraceae
Source: the annotation of a GenBank genome assembly
AUGGCUACUCCCAAUAUCACUUUGAUUGCUGAUGUGGAUGUGCUAAGGGACGAUUUGACUCUAAAAGUUCGUGUCAUCAACUUGUGGAAGCAUAUGUCAUUCAAUAACAAGGAUGACAUUUGGUCCAUUGAAUUAAUUUUACUUGAUGAACAGGGGACCAAGAUUCAAGCUACUGUUUGGAAAAAAUUUCUUUAUCGAUUCAAAAAUAUAUUUAAGGAUGGGUCAGCUUUUUAUAUCACAAGUCCAAGUUUUGCAUCACAAAAGCCCGACAGUUUCAAAAUAACUCCUCAAGAUCAGAAACUAACAUUUGUCCAACAAACUGUUGUCAAAGAAUGUGCAGAAUUUUCUGGAUCUAUAUUUGGAUUUUCAUUUGUUGACUAUCAAACUGUACUGUCGUUGCAACAUCCUGAAGAUUUAUCCAUUGAUGUUAUUGGAUUGGUCGUUGCUAUUACUGAGAUGAUGAAGGAUAAUCCUGAUAGGUCGAGACACAGACUAACCAUUCACAUCCAAGAUGCAAGUGGUUUGCAAGUCCAUGUAAAUUUGUGGGGUGAUUAUGCGUACAAGAUGCAAGAUUACAUAGAUAAGAAUCCACCAAAUCAACGUGUCGUUGUUAUAAUUCAGUUUGCAAAGAUUACUGUUUGGAGAGAUCGUCCGAGUGUUAACACCUACUUUACAUCUUCAAAGCUAUUCAUUAACUCUGAUAUCGAUGACAUUAAUCUUUUCAAAAAAAGUUUAGACGGGGAUGAUCAUCCUAAUUCGUCUUCGAAUACGAUUUCAGUCAUUGAAUCUAAACAACUUUCUGAAUUAGAUGAUUUCAUAGUUAAAACUAAGCUGAAGACUAUUGCUGAGAUUUUUGAACCCCUUUCGAUAUUUAUUUGA